This is a messenger RNA of Protopolystoma xenopodis, 288 nucleotides long. NCBI's taxonomy places the organism in Eukaryota, Metazoa, Platyhelminthes, Monogenea, Polystomatidea, Polystomatidae. The record is from the annotation of a GenBank genome assembly.
AUGGUAAUUUCGAAAUCCAUUCAUUCAGAAGAGCAUUUUGAACUUCGAGAGGCCUAUCUUGCCCUGAUCGUCGUGUCUGCCCACAUGUCGGCACAGAUGCAGCCAGGUACGGUGUUCACACAUACGGCAAAUGCCAACACACCCGCUUCAGACACCAACAGCAGCCACUUUGGCAGCUUUGACGAGUUCACAUUUGGCCGAUGUGGAUGUACUUGCUUGUCUGCCAUCAACCAACUCCUAUUUUGUACCUGCCACAUGAGCUUAUCAUGUCCGUUUCUAAUGCCCUAG